AUGUUUUGUUAUUUAUUAUUAUAUCUAUGUUUGAUAGCUACUCAUAAGUUUAAGUGUAUUUCUAAUAACUCAAAUAAAGUAUUAAAAAAAAAUGAUAAUACAAAAGCUCUUUUAUAUAUAAAAUUAGAAAAACAUUAUAACAUUUUGAUAAAAAAAAAACAAAAAAGAAAUAAGCUACGAAAUUCUAUUGAUUUUUACAUAGAUAAAUUUUUAUUUUCUUCUUAUGAAAAUGAAGAUAGAAAUGUUUAUGAUGUGAAUAAAAUGAAUAUAGAUUCAAAUGCAUUGGAUGUAAGUAGAGAUUUCUUAUAUAUACAAAAUGAAAUAAAUAAAAAUGUAAGUAAAAGUUUUAAUGAAAAAAAAUUUCAAAGAAUAUUUGAAAAUCAAAAAAGAUAUUCUAUAAAUUCAAAAAACCCUCCUUAUGUUUUUCAUCCUAUUUAUUCCAAUGUUGAUAUAAAAAAAACCCAUCGAUUUAAAAUAAAAAAGUAUGAGAACAUAUUCACUUAUUUAAAUAAAGAGGGUAUAUAUGAUAGUAAUUAUUUCAUUCCUUCUAAUGAAAUAAAGGAAGUGUUCAAAUAUAUGCUUAAAGCUCACGAUUCAUGUUUUAUAAAUAAUAUGUUAAAUAUAAUAAGAAAUAAUGAACCAGUAGAAAUGUAUGAAUUAGAUUUAUUUCCUGAUUUAAUAUGUAGAUUCUUAGUUGAAAUAAAUGGUACAAUUUUAAGUUCCUUAUUAGCACUGAAAUACUCCAUUUCAAUGCAUAUAGGUGGAGGUAAUCAUCAUUCUAAAAGAGAUAGAGGAGACGGAUUUUGUAUUUUUAACGAUGUAGCAAUAGCAAUAUAUUUUUUAUUGUCAAAUAAAAUCAUUGAAAAUGCAAUCAUAUUAGAUCUUGAUGUACAUCAAGGAGAUGGGACAGCUGAAAUAUUUGAAAAUUUUAAAAAUGUAAAAACAAUAAGUUUACAUUGUAAAAAUAAUUAUCCACUUUUAAAAAAAAAUUCAACAAUAGAUAUAGAAUUGGAUCCAUUUAUAAAAGACAAUGAGUACUUAAAUUUAUAUCAAAAUGUUUUAAGAAAUAUAAAAAAGAAAGAAAGUAGUAUUAUAUUUUAUUUAGCUGGUGUUGAUAUAAGUAAAGAUGAUGAUUUAGGUUUGCUUCUAAUAAGUGAUGAAGGAAUUUAUAAAAGGGACUAUUUAACUUAUCAAAUGGCAAUAAAAAAUGAAAUUCCAAUAGUUACAGUAUUAUCAGGUGGAUAUAAUGACUGUGAAGACAUAUUAACACAAAAACAUCUUUUAACUUUUAAGGCAGCAAAAGAUUCAUGGAAUUAUAUGAGUGAUUAA
Plasmodium relictum is the source of this 1329-nucleotide messenger RNA. RefSeq names its product histone deacetylase, putative. The coding region runs from base 1 to 1329 and encodes 442 amino acids. Lineage: Eukaryota; Apicomplexa; Aconoidasida; Haemosporida; Plasmodiidae. The record is from RefSeq and is a predicted model, not a curated record. Gene Ontology annotation, molecular function: histone deacetylase activity. The transcript has 2 exons.